AUGUGUAACCACGUUUUGAUUCAGGUGGUUUCGAUCAAGGUUAUCCGCAAUAAGCACACUGGUUUAUCUGAAGGUUAUGGCUUUGUGGAGUUUCUUUCGCAUGAUGUCGCUGAUAAAGUUUUGAAGAAGUUUAAUGGAACAUAUAUGCCGAAUACAGAUAUGCCUUUCCGUUUAAAUUGGGCCAGUUCUAGCACCGGCGAGGAGAAUGAACAUGAGCUCUCUAUUUUUGUGGGGGAUUUGGCGCCAGAUGUCUCUAAUUCUCUAUUGUACAACACCUUUUCAGAGAUCUAUCCUUCGGUUAGAGAUGCAAUAGUUAUCAUAGAUACAUAUACUGGUAGAUCAAAGGGUUUCGGUUUUGUGAGGUUUGGAGAUGUAAACGAGAGGACCAAAGCAAUGACAGAAAUGCAUGGC
Brassica oleracea var. oleracea is the source of this 411-nucleotide messenger RNA. RefSeq names its product polyadenylate-binding protein RBP47C-like. Gene Ontology annotation, cellular component: cytosol. NCBI's taxonomy places the organism in Eukaryota, Viridiplantae, Streptophyta, Magnoliopsida, Brassicales, Brassicaceae. The transcript has a single exon. The record is from RefSeq and is a predicted model, not a curated record. Gene Ontology annotation, molecular function: mRNA binding. The annotation marks the transcript as partial.